This is a messenger RNA of Athene cunicularia (burrowing owl), 5973 nucleotides long. RefSeq names its product WD repeat domain, phosphoinositide interacting 2 (gene WIPI2). Gene Ontology annotation, molecular function: phosphatidylinositol-3,5-bisphosphate binding; phosphatidylinositol-3-phosphate binding; protein binding. Lineage: Eukaryota; Metazoa; Chordata; Aves; Strigiformes; Strigidae. The coding region runs from base 431 to 1363 and encodes 310 amino acids. Gene Ontology annotation, cellular component: cytosol; extrinsic component of membrane; phagophore assembly site membrane. The record is from RefSeq and is a predicted model, not a curated record. The transcript is spliced from 12 exons. Gene Ontology annotation, biological process: protein lipidation; protein localization to phagophore assembly site; nucleophagy.
AGGUUUAAACCUUCUUGGAUAUAAUUUCUUAACCAGACUGUGCCAGCUGUGGUUUUUCUUCUAGAAGAGAAGGUUGUACCAUCAUACAGAAGUUGAUUUUGUAGCUUGAGAUCUUAAUUUCAGAGGAUCCCUUGCAGUUGGCAGUAAAUCAGGCUACAAAUUCUUCUCUCUUUCUUCUGUGGACAAGUUAGAGCAGAUCUAUGAAUGCACUGACACAGAAGAUGUGUGCAUUGUGGAGAGGCUGUUCUCCAGUAGUCUGGUGGCCAUAGUUAGCCUUAAAGCUCCACGCAAGCUGAAAGUUUGUCACUUUAAGAAGGGGACAGAGAUUUGCAACUACAGUUACUCCAACACGAUCUUGGCUGUCAAACUUAAUAGACAGAGGCUGAUAGUAUGUCUGGAAGAGUCUCUCUAUAUACACAACAUACGAGACAUGAAGGUAUUACAUACAAUCAGGGAGACACCUCCCAAUCCUGCAGGGUUGUGUGCUUUAUCAAUAAACAAUGAUAACUGCUACCUGGCCUAUCCAGGGAGUGCAACUAUUGGAGAAGUACAAGUCUUCGACACCAUCAAUCUGAGAGCUGCCAAUAUGAUCCCAGCUCAUGAUAGUCCCUUGGCUGCUUUGGCAUUUGACUCAAGUGGUACUAAACUUGCCACUGCGUCAGAAAAGGGGACAGUAAUAAGAGUGUUUUCCAUUCCAGAGGGACAGAAACUCUUUGAAUUCCGGAGGGGAGUGAAGAGGUGUGUGAGCAUCUGUUCGUUGGCUUUCAGCGUGGAUGGCAUGUUUCUGUCUGCAUCCAGUAACACAGAGACGGUGCAUAUCUUCAAACUUGAGACUGUGAAAGAAAAACCUCAGGAAGAGCCUACAACCUGGACAGGUUACUUUGGAAAAGUGCUGAUGGCCUCAACAAGCUAUCUGCCCUCUCAAGUAACAGAAAUGUUCAACCAGGGUAGAGCCUUUGCUACAGUCCGCCUGCCAUUCUGUGGGCACAAAAACAUCUGUGCACUUGCCACAAUCCAGAAGAUCCCUCGUUUAUUGGUGGGAGCUGCUGAUGGGUAUCUCUACAUGUACAACCUGGACCCCCAAGAAGGAGGAGAGUGCACACUAAUGAAGCAGCACAAGCUUGAUGGCAGUAUGGAGCCAGCCAACGAAAUUCUAGAGUCUGCAUCCCAUGACCGGCCGUUGGUAGCGCAGACGUACAGUGCCGCUGUGACUAAAGGUACAUACGUGCCUUCCUCACCCACAAGGCAUGCCUAUACUGAUGACCUGGGUGCUGUGGGUGGAGUUUGCCUGGAAGAUGAAACCAACUCACUUAGAUUGGACGAAGACAGUGAGCAUCCUCCCAUGAUCCUUCGGACAGACUAAACUUUGACCUGUGAACUCACUCCUGAAGCAGAGAACACUGGCUUGAUGUUUCUUGAGGAAUCUCGUGUUAUGCUGCUAUGAACUUUGACAUGAGUUGGGAGAGAGGAGGACAGACUCUUACAGUUUUAAGUCGUAGCUGUAGUUCUAAUUCUAUACAAUUGGAAAAAUAUAUGGUUUUCAAUUCAGUGGCUUUUAAUCUUGCUUAUCUAUUUUAGCUGUGUUGUUUUUUUUUUUGUUGCCAAAACCUGCUGUUUGUGCAGCCCUCAGAGCCUACUAGCUUUGCAUGCGUUCAUGUGCCAAGCAAGCAUAGGAGGGGGAGAGAGAGAGAAGCCACUUUAUAACAAACCCAAGUUUGUAUUUUUUUUAUAUAUGUAUAUAAUAUUUAGCUUAUAUAAGGAAGGAGUAGAGAAGUGGUUCUGGAAGCUGAGACUAGUUCUGCACUGACAAAGGUCCAAAUGGUUUCCUGUGCAUGGGCUUGCAGGCAUACCUAGUGACUGACAUGCAACCUUUCAAAAAUGCAAUGGCCUGUUUUUUUGGGUUCUCCCUCCCCUUUCCUGGACCAUUUUGUUAAUUAAAAUUCCUUCUGAAUGUUGUGUAUUUGUGGGACUGUUCUGUUUGUUGGGAUGGAAAACUGAAAGUGUUUCCCUGCAUAAGGAUAUAGAAUAUAGAAAGUGCCUUUACAGGGAAGAAAAUUAAUUGCUGCAGGAAGAAAGCUAGAAUGAAGGAGGAAUUGCUAGAGACUCUUGUUGGUACAUCUUUAGUACUUGGGUGUCUAUAGCCCAUAGUGGCUGGUAAGCUUGUGGGGUAUUUUAGAGAAGACUUGGAAUGCACUUUCUUUCUCUCCUGUAGAUUGUUUUAUUUCCUUGGCAGAGUAGCAAUAACUUUUUUUUUGAUACUUUUUAAAAUUAUCCAAAGCGAGGAUUCUGUCAGGCUGGAUGGAAGUCCCUGUAGAGUAUGGCAGCCCCACUCUUGAAACAGCCUUAAGGUGUUCAGCUGGAAGGCAUAGCUCUCAGUUCUUGCCUCUCUUCAGUCUGGGGCUGAGUGUACAGCUCUAAUAGUGAAGGUUCACUUUUUCUUUUCUCCAGAUACUGAUGUAAAUAUAAAUGAUUUUGAAAGGUUAAUUUUCUUCUGGGUUCUCUUCUGCUGGAUAAAAGUGCUUUUUUGGGUUUUUUUAUUUUCCCUUUCAUCAGAGUACCUCUUGUGAUACACUCCAAGGACUGGUUGUCUCUUUGACGGUUUUGGAAUAAAUGCCUAACUGCCCUGACCCUGGCUAGGGCUUUCCAAGGCUGAGCAGUGCUGCAGACUAUUUUUAGGGUUGUAAUGUGCCUUCUCUUAAGUCUUGGAUAGCAGUUAGUGAGCAAGUGAUUAGCAGAGUACUUGGUGAGUGUUUACUUUCCUUUGCCAAAAUGAGCCUGCUUUGCCUUUGUGUAGCAAUGUGGGUUGCUUCCUUUCCCUCUACUGACUGCUUGCAAAGAAAUAAAAAUAAAAACAGGAGGAAAUCGCAGAUCUGGAGAGGAGAACAGAAGCUGGGUACUCCAGCUAUGUAUGAAUUCUUAUCACAACUAGUCAGUGAUGUGCUUUUAGGAUUUGCUGCUGUUAACAAGUCCUCUCUUGAGCAACAGCAGGCGGUGGUCUUUGUCCCCAAAGCCCUAUGUGGGCAGGUGGGCUUCCCUUUCCUCUGAAAGUGCAGAAGAUGGUGGUAGCCCCUGCCAAGAGAGCUGCCUGUAUCAGUGACGCUACUGUUAGGCCAUGUAAGUGGAAGAUUUGAAGAUCUCUUUGAAUGAGAUGAGCACAUGUGGGAGAGAAGGUAUUAGGCUUGUUUAUUCACUGAAAACCCUUGACUCUAAGUGGUUGGCUGGAGUGGCUUGUGGUGUCCUCCAGAACCCAGUAUGUCCAGAGCAAACCACUGAGCCAUGCUGAAAUCUUGCUUAGUCUCUUGACUUUAAGCUUGGCUGACAACAAAAUUCCAUGGUCUGGAAUUAUUUUUUUUUUAACUGCAAAUGCUACCAGCUUUGCUGUGGAGCUCAUAACUACAGGGUAAAAUACAAGUCCUGAAGUAAAUAAAAGCUCAGUGAGCUUUGCUGGCAAACUGAACUGUCCAGGAGCUGUCAGAUGUCUGCUUGUUCCAGACUGAAGCUCAUAAAUGUUCCUGCUAACAUACUUGGAGGCUUGGUGUAGACUCCACAAGUAGAGUUAGCAGUAAGCACACAUAAGCAACACAGGUCUGCAAGCACAUGAGUUUUACAAUUCCUGACUUCAUGUUAUGGAGUAAGAUAAAAUCCUUAAUGUAAUUACUAACUUCUACUGCUAAAAAUUUAGAACAUUUAUUGUACUAAUUUUACCCCUUCUUAACGUUCACACCUUAUCUUCCACAGGUGAGUUGGAGACCCCAUAUUCACUGUAUUUGUGUCUUCCACAUGCUGUAGUGUGAUCCUGAGCCACACACUGAAUCGCUAUGCCCUGCUUGGUUAGCUUUUAUGCCAAAGCUGGAAGCCAGUUAAAGUGUCUGUCUUGUUGUAACUGGGAAAAUCUUUUUUAGAGAGCAAAAGUACAAACGUUCUCUGGUUAGUGACCAACAUGGAGCUAGUAGGGUGGUGUAGGUGGUUUCUGAUCCCCACUGACAGGGUAUUUAGGAGUGACGACAGUAGUUUGUCUUAAAUUCAUUGCAUGAGGAUAUAAUCUUUGUCUCAGAUAAAAUAUGACUAGUAUUUCCCUCUGGCUUAGGCCCUCAGUAACCACCCUGUUGUGGUAUGCUACCAAAGUUAGAAGCCUUUCAGGUUGAGGUUUCAUCCCAAUGACACAAAGAUGUUUUUGUUGUGGUUGGGUUUUUUUUUUUCUUAAACAUACCAGAAAUGCUGUUUGCAGCUACAUCCCCACCUGAGUAUGGAGCACGUGACUGCACUGUUAUGCUCUGUGGAUUAGGUGGUGUCUAAACAUUUUUAUUCUGAUGCUCUAAGAGCCCUGGAUUCCUCAGGGUGAGCCAAGGAGGCUCUAGCCCUGUGCUGUGGCUUGUGUUUCUAGUCACACGAGAGGGGAACACCUGUACAGCCCCUCUCAUCUUAAGACUGACCUUCCUUGGAAGGAUGGUGUUGGUUCUGUGACAGUGUGUGUGUCUCUAGAUACAGACUGCACUUCUUGAUAGCUUUUUAACUUACUAGAGGAUUGGGGGUAGAGAUAAACAACUGCAACAACCAAAGCUGGGGAAGGGGGGAACGCUUUUAAACUUGGAAUUCUAAACUCAGGUCUUAAAUUGCAGUGGGAUCUGUUCCCAGUGAGUACCAUAGGGAAGGAGCUGUUUCUCUUGAUGUGCAAAUAGGCAGUGAGUGUGCAUGGUCCGCUGCUGCCCCGACAUCUGUCUGUUUACCCUACUUUGUAUUUCAAGUUCUGAGACAGAAAGCUUUUAUCUGCUCUGGUCUCUUCUUAUGUCACUGUUUCCAAAAUACAAGUGAUAGAUACAAAUCUAGCAGUUAAAAGGCUGGGCCUGCCAGAGGAUGAGGAAGUAAAAAGCAUAAAGAGGUUAGUAAAAGCUGUUUCUGAGGCCCUGUUCAGCAAGACAUUUGUGCCAGUGCUCCCUCUGGGAUCAGAUGUGUGCACGUACCCUGCUGCUCUAGGUCCUAUGCCAGCGAGUUUCUUGGGCCUGUUUCCUGCGAGGGUGGGGGUAGACAUGGUGGCUUUUCAAGUCUGCCUGAAUGCAAAUAAAUAUCUGAGCAGGCUUAAUACAGUGACAGGUGGCUCCACAGAGGAAACUUGCAUCUGACUUACACCUAAUAGUAAAAAGGGAGGAGUGAACUACAGAGCUACCAGCUCGGUGAGUAGGUUAGCGUAGAGCCCUGAGAGCCAAUCAGCAGAGCACUCUGUUACAUCCCACGCUGAGCUUUCUUGCUCUAAUAAUGGCACUGGCACCAAAGCAACAUGCAGUAAGACAGUAGAAUUUCUUUCCUGAGCUGUUCAGUGUACCACUUGUGUGUGCAGAUGCUCCGCUGCUGUUUGCAGAGUGAUGGGAGUCUUUGUCCAAAGCAUUGGUGGGGGAUUAAUAAUCGCUGCAGAGGUUUGGAAAGUUUCAUUAUGCGCUCUAGCUGUCCAGGCUCAGUCGCCUUGAUUUAACCUGUUAACAUCUGAGAGCAAGGCAGAGCGUCUUCUCCACUUGUGCAGAGCAGGCCUUUCUGUUUCUGGAGUCUGUGCAGCACUAUGAAAGGCUUGCAAUGAAGAAAGCAUGGCUCUGACUGUAAAUAAAUCCUGUCAGAUUCCAGUUGCGCAACCAAAGGAAUUCAGCAAAUUCCUAUUUUUCUAACCAUGACAUGCCUUCAUUUUAACACUCUUCAUAUUAGCAAGUCUCAUCUUACGCUGCCUGGAGAAUAACGGACAAGAAGUUCUUAUUCUGGCUUGCAAAUAGCUACAGUUGUGCUUGUUACAGAUGUCUCAGUGCUGUGGCUUUGACCAUGCGGCUGCAGCAAUCUGUACGCUGACUCCCCCUGCGCUGCCUUUGCAUGUGUCUGGUUUCUCAGGAGUGGUGAGUUGUUCCCCAACCUGUAGCUCUGGGUUUCUGUGGGGCGUUGACUCAACCUUGUCUACCUGGACCUAUUUGCUCUUGCAUUUGCUUCCUCACCUGG